CUAUUUUACUAUUGGCACAUUAUAAUCGGCAUCUUUUGAUAAAUAUUUCGCCAAUUAAAUGAUAACAUUUUAGUGGCACAGAACAUUUUUUUGACAAUUAUCGAAUGACAACAUUUGACAUGACCAAAAUUUGUCAAAAUACCGUGCAACUUGACUGUAAUUCCAUUAACAAAUUUGUUUUUCCUGUCUUCCCCGUAUUUGUUUCGUCCCAAGUUAACUAAACAAACUGUGGAGUAGUCCGAUCGAUCUGAUCGUUUCUUACCCUUGCCAAGAGUCCUAUCUUCAACCUUGCGCACUAUAUAAAACAGAAACGUUAGAUGUCACACAAGGCGACGCAGCAAAGAGCACCUGUUCAAAUAUUGAAGUAUUUUAUAUGAUGAAAGCUUUAUAGUCCAUGUAGGAACGACUCUUGCUCUAAAUGUUCUAAUUGGUGUACAAUGAGUGAAGAGGCGAAGAAUGAUGCGUCAAGAAAGAGUGCAUCACAGUCUGUGGGGAUUGAUUGUGCUUCAGGCCCAGGGGCUGAGGCGAUCACACAGGAUGCCGCCACUACCAUUUCCCAAAUUGGACAGAUGACAACAAGUUCAGCGCCACCGUGCGAGAAUUCGAAAUGGAGCUGUGAGAUGUGUACUUACGAAAAUUUUCCUCUCUCACGAAAGUGUACAAUGUGUAGAUCACCGAAGCCACUACUGGGCGAAGACAUAUUCAGAUUACAGGACGGCGCCAGCGCUCUUCCAUCACAGGAAACGUGUGGAGCGGAAGCCGUAGCAGAUAGACUGAAACCCCUCAGGAUAUCAUCGCCUCAAGGUCACACUAGUGCCUCUACUCUUGUUAAAUGGUCAUGUCCUACGUGCACGUACGAGAAUUGGCCGAAGUCGAUAAAGUGUGCGAUGUGCGGCUACGGCAACCCUAAUCCGGCCCACUCGCCCCCGUGCGACCCCAGGCUCCCGAGACCCCCAGGUGUAAACGAAAUAUGUAACAAUCAAACCGCGUCUCUGCACGACGUAGACGGCAGCACGAGGAGAUCGAAGCGGCGCGCCAGCAACAUCGACUGGAUAUGGCUGCAGGCCUGUCUCGGCGUAGUGGAAGGUGAAUCUCGAAGGGUCGAGACAUAUCUGUCGAGUGGAGGCGAUCCGGCCCGGGCCCUCACUCACGCCGAAGUUCAACUUCUCAAUCGAGCUUCCGCCUUCGACGCUGGAUACACGCUCGUACACUUAGCGAUCAGAUUUCAAAGACAAGAAAUUUUAUCAACAUUACUGUCACGGAUAUCGGGCGGCGGACCCGGACUGAAACGAUCUCCCUCUUAUAUAGCGCCGGACCUGGCGUCAGCGAUACGUCGGCACAUAGCGGGGUGCUUAAGGCAGAAAAAAGGAAAUUUUCCAUGUCGAUACAUCAACGAGUUCUGUACCUUCUCGUUGCCUGCUGAUAUCGAAGAGUUACCGGCUGCGAUACAAGAGCAGCUAUUCUCCGAGUUACUGGACAGAGAAGCACAACAGACUUUAGAAGCGGAUCCUCCACUCAUAAACUGGAGCUUGGAGUUCACCGUUAACCUUGGGUCCCGGCUGUACGCCCUCUGGAACCGCUCGGCCGGCGACUGCCUGCCCGACGCCGUGUGCCAGGCCGCCUACGGGGUGUUCGACAGGAACAACGCGCUCCGGACCGCGCUGGCGGACUCGCUGCACCAAGCCCACAGGAGUUUCUACGAGCGUUGGCAGGCGUGGGAGCGAAUGCAGGCGUCGCUGUUACAUUACGCGCCCGAGGAGGGGCAGCUGAGGGCGGAGUGGAGCAGGAUAUUAGCGUCCGCCGCCCGACCCGGCACGCCGCUGCACCAGAUCCAUGUGUUCGUCCUCGCGCACGUGAUGCGUCGUCCGAUCAUCGUGUACGGGGUCAACGUUGUGAAUUCCUUCCGGGGGGAGGCCUUAGGAUUUGCACGGUUUCAAGGUAUAUACUUACCGCUACUGUGGGACCCCCAGUUUUGUUCUAAAUCGCCUUUAUGCCUCGGAUACACUCGCGGACAUUUCUCCGCGCUAGUGCCCAUAGAGCCUUAUUCGCAUAGGCAUACGUAUAUUUGUCGGGAACAACAAGAUGACAAUGAAGAUAUGAUAUACCUGCCGCUAACGGAUUCAGAAGGGAAAUUAUUGCCUGUACAUUUUCUGACUUGCGAUGAGAUGUCGGAAGCGGAGAGCGUGGUCCGUCGCUGGGUGGUGUGGCGCGAGACGUCGGGCGGGCUGGCGGCGGCGCGGAGGCCCUCGCUGGCGCCCUCGCUGCUGCAGGCACAGAUGCUGGAGGAGUGGCUCAACCACUACCGCAGGCUCGCACAACAAACGAGAGGUCCAUUUCCACCGCGACUCCAAGCCGCGGCAGCGGAAUACUCAAGCGAUCCCGAUACAGAUGAAGAAUGAUAUAAACACUCGCUAACAAUACACCAAAAUAAACACUACACGGUAAUUAAUAUACACCGUCAAACACACAACGUUGAUAAGCUUAAAAUUAGGAAGGAUUUAAAAAAAAAAAACUUGGCAACACCACGAAGCGCUCGGUGUUGCCAAUGAACAAAAUUCUAAAUUAAUAAUUGUGCUCAAUAACUAAGCAGCUUAUGAUUUUUCACUAUAACGAUUCCGAUUCUAUUAAUUAAUAUGAAUAGAAAAUGCGCUUGUUUAAAAAUAAUAAAGUACAAAAUGUAAUUGUCACGCAAUAUUACACUCUCGUACAUUGUGUAUGAGUAUUAAUUACAUUAGACAAUAAAGUUUUAAUGCCCUCUGAGUUCUCACCAAAUGUCGCUGAUCAUGAUCAAUCUAAGAACUGUUUUAUCAAUGAACAGCCAAAGUAGUAGUAUAUUGAUAGUUACAUCAAAAUGAAUUAUAGUAGUUAAAUAAUAAUAAUAAUAUUUUACAAAUAGCGUAGUAUUGUGAAUUUACAAUAUUACAUAGCUUCGCGUAGUGGGAGUUCGUUUUUUUUUUGGCUUUACUAAAGAAUCGACAUGCAGUUAAACAAUUGAUGCUCUUUUCAACAUAAAACACACUUAAACAAUUAAUUUUCAAUACACGAAAUGCCUUAUUUUUUUAUUCUUAAAAGUUCAAUUAAUUUUACGUACAUUCCAAAUCAAAAUCACGUUAUUUCAAAAUUUAAUACACCUAUUCUGAUUUAUUUACUAGAGACGCGAAUAGUUGAAGUGUGAAUUGUAAAGCCAAAAUCAAAGGAAAUAGUGCUCUUAUAAAAAACUGAUAAACGAAAAUACGUGUCUAGGGACGACAGAUAAAUUAGUAAACAUAUUUUUAUAUAUAUAUAAAUAAAUAAAAAAGAAAGAUAAAUGGCAGUGAGAGGUUGCUUUAGUGACGUCAUCUAUAGGUUUUGUAUGGCAGUUGAGAUAUUCGUUUUGAAGGGAUUGCAUUCAUACAAUUUGAAGGUUAUAGUUGUCGAAGUGACUAUAUUUAGUUUUAUAACACGAAUGCGUGAUCGAAUAAUGGCCCGCCUUACUGUUGAUCGAAUAGUUUUACCUGAUCUAAUAUCGAUAAAUAAUCGAUACGAAUCUCCAUUCAUAUCUAGCAGUCGUGACUUAUCAGAUAUCGCAGCAUCAGAAAAAUGAACUCUGAUUGCUUAUAAAGAAAUCUAUACUAAUAUUAUAAAGAGGAAAGAUUCGUUUGUUUGUUUGUAUUGAAUAGACUCCGAAACUACUGAACCGAUUAGAAAAAUUCUUUCACUAUUUGGAAGCUACACUAUUCCCGAGUGACAUAGGCUAUAAUCUUUUUUGAAACAAAUUAGGGGUACUUACUAAAACUCAAAUAAUGUAACCCGAGGUGUAAAAAAAAUACCUAGAAUAUUCUUUACAUCGCGUGUCCUGCGAAAACUAUUCAUGAUAGAAUAAAAUAAUGUACUACGGCUUUGUAGAACACAUUAUUAUUUACAAAAAGUGUCGCAACAGCAUAUGUCUAACUAUUAUACGUAUGCCGCAAAUGAGUUUUCUUUUAUUAAAAAAAAUAAAACAACGUCAAAUAUCGUUGAAAUUUUUGUUAAAAACCCGAACGGAGCCGGAGCGGGCCGCUAGUAGUGGAAUAAAGACAUUUCCGAACAUACACACAUAUUCUCUGAAAUUUAUUAGAUUUCCCUUUCAGUGGUUUGUUGUUAUCUUAAAACCUAACUAACUUUAACUAAAUUCAGUAAACAUUUUCUAUUACACGAACGACAUACCGUCUGAGACAUUGAUACUUUUUAGUUUAAAGUUUUGAUUUAAACAACCACAUGAUAAUCUUCACCUCUGUGCCCACAUACAAUACCUCUAGAUAUGAGUGGAGAUGAUUCAUGUAAUAAUAACUUUACUUAGUGUUGCUAGUGUUAAAAAAACCCAUGAAAUCUAAAAAGUUUUGGUGAAUCCGAUUAGUAAUUAAAAAAAAGCAAUAAUUAUAUUUCGAAAUGUAUAAAAAAUUAGUAUGAAUAAAAAAACAUAAGUGUAAAGGCUGAAUUAUUGUUGCUUCGUGUAGAUUUUUGAUUUGCUGUAGAUCGUACUAUUGAAUUGUUAUUUUGGGGUUUAUUUUAUUUUUGGGUGUGAAUUUUAUUUGAAAGUCGCUAAUGUUCGAUUGUGACAAAAUUAUUAUUGUGUAAAAAGGCUGCGCUGAUUCAUAGCUGGCAGGCGUUCGGAUUUUUUAAAUUGUACAAUGAAUGAGGCUAAAGUAUAUUUAUUUUUAUAUUGAAUGUUCAAUACAUUAAUUGUAAAAUCAAUGUGUAAAUUAUAAAUCAAAAUUAUGUAGAUAUUGUUAUUAAAAAAAAUGUGUGCGUGUACUAGUGUACACACGUAAGAAGUGAAACUUGUUUAUGGCCUUAUUUUUCGAAAAAUGAUCUACAUGCAACUUUCUAGAAAUUGGUUAAAUAAAGUUAAAUUAGAUAAAGUUUAAACAAAAGGAUUUUAUUAUCAUAGACAUGAAUACAAAUAAUACAAUUAUUUCACUUUACCUUUUUGCUACUAAGAUUAUUACAGCAUUUCAUUAAUUGUAAUAGAAUUAUUACUAUCAUUGUCAUUGUCAUUAUAUAUUUUUGUAAUUAAUGGCUUAUGGUAACUGAAAUAUGAAAUAUAUGGUUUACAUUCCACGAAAUUUAGUGACCGAGUAAAAACUCAAUCAAUUGUAGUGCCAGAUCUUGUUGUUGACGUUUGAGGACUGUUUUUCAUGGAUAAAUUCAAUUUAUCUUUCAGAAAUUCAACUAGCUUCAAAGAAUUUUCCGAUGCAAAAUUUACAUUAAAAUCUCCACUUAAAAUCAUCGGUAUUUUAUAAUUAUUGUUACCGAGUAAAGAGGCACCUUCACUUGUGUACGGCAACAAUGAAUGGUGAAGAAAAAGAUGGCGCGUAACGGAAAAAUGUGACGCGUAACCGAAAAAUGUGACGGUAAAUUUUUUUCCAACGCCGAUAAAGAAGUUUCACUUCAAAUAUAUUUUCGGAGUUGAAAAAAAAAUUAAUUGAACGGUCAUGAAGGUUAGUUAUGAAUCAGCACUUAAAUACAAAAAAAAAAUAUUUUUUUCCUUUGGUUGUAAAAUAGAAAAGUAUAAUUUUUCAAAUUAAUUGUUUUAUUAAAUUAAGAUGUAUUAUAGAAUAUGAUUAUGCUAUUAAUAUGUUUAGCGUGGUUUUUUUUUAGUUUUGACUUUAAUUCUGAUAGGAAGCCGUUUGUGAUUGUAUCAUCAUUCGAAUUUUCAAAAGAUUACAUUAACGCGAAAACAAAUCACUUUAGAAUAUAAAAAAUCAAUAUAAUUCUGGCACUUCGUAAUAUAACGGAAAGUAAUUGCUGUAUCUAUCCAAAAGUACGUAUUCGACGAACAUUCUAGCAAACCAAACGGAUUUGAAAAACACAAGCACUUUUAGUUAGUUAGAUCGCUCAGUAAUAACAAUGUUUUUUUUAUUACCUAGAGCAGCGGUCGGGGAACCGGGGUAAAUUACCCCAAAUGAGGUAAAAUGAAAAUUUGGGGGGUAAAUAUGAAACUUGUGAGUAAAAAGUAUAUGUUGAAGUGAAAUUUCUUUAGAAUCGUUGUGAUUUCAAACUCGAUGAAACGAAAUGAAACGAAACGAAAAAUUUUUUUUUUUUUUUUCAAAAUUAUCUUGUGUGCUAUAAUAUGAAUGAUGCUAAAAAGAAGCGAUUUCGUUAUUUUUUGUUCUUCGCCAUGGGGUAAUAUCAACUUACACAAAAAUAUUUUGGGGUAAUAAUUUAAAAAGUUCCCCGACCGCUGACCUAGAGGGAUGGACAAGCUCCCUACCUGCCUGCCGCAUAAAGAACACUUGACCACAUAGAUACCGGAAAUCUACCUUGAGACAUGACUUUAAAGUCUAGAACAAUCUAACCAAAGAGUAAACAGUUUUCUCAUAUCUGAUGAAUGGUGGCAUCAUAAUUGCCAUGGACAUAUACAGGGUGUUUAGAAAGUAAAGUUUCCAGAACCGAAACUGGAAUAUUCGGAAAUAUACUUAUUUAAAUAGGAAUGGAAAACAUUAGUUUAACGAAGUCAAGCAUCUCCGUAUGCUUUAGUAUGUUCAUUUAUUCUUAAAUCUCGAUACAACAUUAAGGCAAAACUGUAAACAAAUAUUCCCGAAAAAUACAGCUGAUAUUAAUAUAUUCUAGUCAUAUUGACGUUGCAAUUUUUAUUUUCUAAUGUUGUUCUGCCAGGUAUAACUGAUACUGCCUUCUUCGUUUUCGGGAAGUUCUAAUUCACCCUCUUUAAAGGGUGUCCUCUAAUUCGCCCCCUCUUUCACAUGUGUUAGAAGAUGCCUUAAUGUAUCGAAGCUAUCAGUAUAACCUUGGGAUCAUGGUUUAAAGUUGCACAUCUAGAGGCCUGUGCCAAAAGGGGUCAGAAUUGCGGGCCAAACUCUCAAAUUGUAUUUACUUUUAUUAAAACAAUGCUCUAAAAUAAAUACUCGAUGUGUUUUAGUAAUGUUAGAUGAUGCGUUCUGGUAAAGAUAAGUUGUCACUGCUGUUGGCGCGUACAUUAUUGCUCUUCUUCUUUCUUCUUCGUCGCUUUCUUCAUUGCUGAAGGUCGUGUCCCUGAAACUUGACCGUUGCCUGUCUCGUGAGCUGUUUCCAUCUCGUCCGGUCCUCAGCUGCUCGAAUUGCGGUUGCGACUGGCAACCCAGUUAGAGCGGUUACUUGAUCACACCAACGGCUAGGUACCUAAUCGGCCGCGGGGUCUCUUUCCUUCUACUUUGCCCGUCACAAUCACUUUGUCCAAGUUAUCUGACUGUCUAUAUUAUUAAUAAUCUUAUUACUACUUAUCCAUGAAUGUCAGUUUUAUAGUUUCAGGAACAAGUAAAUGUUUUUUUGUUAAUUUUACGUGUAAUUGGACUGUUUGUCAUAUUUGGGAAUACGUUUAUCGUUUGGCUAAAUACAGCAAUACUGUCGAUCGAAUACGUUGUACGGCUUAUAGCCAAAAAAAACCGUCAAGUAACAGCAACGAAAAAAAAUAGACACGGCCCUUCUAAAUUUUAAUGCUAGAGUAUUGUGAUCGGUGAAGCGCAAGACAAGACGUUCAUUAAAAAGGGUCGUUCAAAAAUAAACUUUCUGUGAAAACAAAUACGCGCUAUUGUAAAUAUUUAUGCCGCCGCCUUACUCUCAUUAGUAUUUAGCUGUUAACCAAUGGUGCAAUACGGAAUAUAGAAAUUUUGCUUUAGAGGAAAAGGAAUAACUCGCUUGGGAGUGAAUGGUAUGUUUGCUUCGUUCGAUUCAGUAAUGCAAACUGGAAGGAAUGAAAUUUUGAGGGCAACAAUAAAUGAACUAUUGAUCUUAUAGGUUAUAUUUUACUUUUUCUUUCAACAAGUUGUAAAUAUGUUCACCGGGUACGUUCGAUUCGAACGUGAUUAAAAGCGCAUCCGUUAAUUUCAUUGUGAACUCAUUUGAUUGAAAUUGUUUCUGUACCUUACUAAUUUUAAUCAAUAAAGCACUUAUUUUAUGAAAAUGUU
Molecule: messenger RNA, 7922 nt
Organism: Bombyx mori (domestic silkworm)
Lineage: Eukaryota; Metazoa; Arthropoda; Insecta; Lepidoptera; Bombycidae
Gene: trbd
Product: ubiquitin thioesterase trabid
Exons: 19
Coding region: 438-2399 (653 amino acids)
Biological process (GO): positive regulation of Wnt signaling pathway; cytoskeleton organization; protein deubiquitination involved in ubiquitin-dependent protein catabolic process
Cellular component (GO): nucleus; cytoplasm
Molecular function (GO): cysteine-type deubiquitinase activity; K63-linked polyubiquitin modification-dependent protein binding
Source: RefSeq, a predicted model, not a curated record